AUGACCGACUAUUCCGAGAUCCAUCAUGAUGAUUCCGAGUCCCUUGACUCCAAGGACCUCGCUGAUUCCAUUGACGCUGAAGAUGAGACCGUCUUUGAAAACGACCCCGAUGAUGACGAUGCAGAGUUGAAUACCCUUGGUUGUGUCCCAGACUCUGAGGAUCAUGUUGAGUCGGAAUUGGAAGUUGAGUACGACGAAGGUGAUGACGACGAAGAAGACGACGAAGAUGUUGAUGACGGCAACAAGCUCAAUAUUUCUCGACCGACAAUUGGUGGACCAUUUUCCCCAACCAACCCCCCUCCAACCUUGACGAGUCUGAGGAUGCCUGCCUUGAGAGAUGACACCGACUGGGAAGAGACGAUGUCACCAGAAACGUGGGUCUAUCGUGGGUUCAAGCAGUCGAUAGGGAGAUCUUCAGCGGAAAAGAUUAUCCAAAUCUUCAAAGAGGUCAUCCCCGCGUCAACAAGAGCAAUCCUUGUGCGUUCUACUCUCACGCAUGAGGAUAUAAUUGCUCUACCAAACGUUGAUCACUCGUUGACUCGUCCGGGGAUCUAUUUGAUCUGCUUGGCACAAUCCAAUGACCAGCAGCCUCAGGUGCCCGAUGAAGAUUUGAUCGACUCCACCACUGAUCAGCAUCCUCGAGUGCCUGAUGAAGAUUCGACCGACUCCGCCACUGAUCAGCAGGGUGAGGUUCCCAGUGGGCUUUAUACGGGAUCCAGCAUAAAAAAUGUUUCUGGUCGCUGUGUCGACCAUAGUGCCAAGUUCAAGCAAAUUGCCAGGACAAUUUUACGCGAUGAUCGACUUUUACCUAAUGGCAACAUAGCAAUGUAUCUCUACUGCUAUGCCAAGAAGUACGGGCUUGUACCGUCUUACCGGCAAAUUGCGAUUUUUCCGGAGCAGUUGGAGGGAAUCGACUUUCCACAUGCGGAUACGAGAUGGCUCGUUCGCCUGCUUGAGCAAGUGGUGACACUUCUACUGGAUACAUAUGCACCCAGUCAAACCAGUCAAGCCAGGCGACGUUACGGUUAUACCGAUGAGAUGUACCUCGGCGCACUUGCACAGUGCGAGAUACCCCCGAGCAUGUUUCAUCCUCUAAACCACGCUAUGCCAUUGAAACAAAAGUGUGGAUGGACUGUUGGUGCGCGCGUAUGUCAAAAUUGUGGAAGUCAGAGCACUGCAGCCAAUGGAUGGUAUUACGACCCGGCCGCUUGCGAAGUUGCUGUGUUGUACAAUUGCUCAGCUUGUUACUGGUACCGAUUCCGGAAUGACACUAAUCGGCCGCCGGACUUUUUUGUCGCUUUGAAGGGCCGCCCCAAAGCUGGUCCAUGCUCGAAUUGCGAAGCGACAGAGUCCACCCAAUGGGAAUGGCAUCCAAGAGACAAGAACCGUGUUAUCUGUUCAAAGUGCCGCUCUCACUGGACGAGGUAUGCAAUUGACCGGCCCCCAAAACAGAAAAGUACUGUUCAGACUGUGGUGCCACAGAAAGCAAAGGACAUUUUCAUCGCGCCUAUGAUUCAAAUGGAAAGAAGAACAAGCAAUACUGGUGUGCCACUUGUGCCAUGCGUCGGCAGAGGAGACGCAACCGCGAAGCCCGGGAAAAUAAACAUGCAAACCUGA
Messenger RNA from Penicillium samsonianum, 1617 nucleotides. RefSeq lists its product as uncharacterized. Gene Ontology annotation, molecular function: zinc ion binding. The record is from RefSeq and is a predicted model, not a curated record. Lineage: Eukaryota; Fungi; Ascomycota; Eurotiomycetes; Eurotiales; Aspergillaceae. Bases 1 to 1617 code for a protein of 538 amino acids. Gene Ontology annotation, biological process: regulation of DNA-templated transcription. The transcript has 2 exons.